UUGUUUUUUUAAAAUAAAUUUAAAAUAAAAGUUCGUUUGUACAAGCAUGUGUAAGCGUGUCAAACAUAAAUUUAAUAAAAAUUUAUAUGUUUGGCGAAUCAAUCUUUGAAAGCCAAGGAGAAAAUGAUCAUCAGAUAUUGAUCCCAAGGAAGUUAUAUAGUAUAAAAGACAACGUAUCAACAACCUCAACCCCUUCACAAGAUAAGGAGAAUGUACCAACUCAAGAAUUAAAUACGAUGGCCAUUCUAAACGAAAUUCUGGGAAAGCAGAGGGAAAUAUUGGAUAAGAUACAUACUUUAGAAUCAAAUCAACAGAUAUUAUUCGAUACAUUAGGUUCACUAAAUAAUGGACAAGUGUUGAUAACAGGGAAUCAGAAACAAAUUACGGACAAAUUGGAAACAGUGGAACAAAAAUCUAUAGAUAGAUCGGAAAUGCUAGCACAGAGUUCCCUGAUUAGGGAAUGUAAGGUGCAUUUAAAAAAAAUUGAGCGAUCGGUGUGCCUCAUGACCGGAGAGGAAAAAGACGAGGCUCUCGACCAGGUAGCAAGCCUUUUACCUAUUCAAAACUUUGAGGGAUGUUUGGAAGUGGAAGAAAUGUUAGAGGAACCUGAGUUCGCACAAUCUAUGAUCAGUUAUGUCCACAAACUUAAAGGGACAUCGGACAAUAUUGAAAACUCUUUCAAAUAUAUCUUUGCAGACAGCCUACUAGAGUAUUUCAAUUUUGAUGGAAGAGGAGAAAAACAAGCAUUAUGUAAGCUAAAAAUCUUCGAAGAAGUUUUAAGAGUCGUUUACCAGCCACAAGGAUCUUUCAAUUUGGAAAAGAGUAUACGGAGGUCUAUUGAACGUGGUCACCACCGAAAUAACCAAAAAAAAUAUAUUAAUAGGAAAAGAAACAAUUAAUAUAAUUUUUCAA
Bactrocera dorsalis (oriental fruit fly) is the source of this 912-nucleotide messenger RNA. RefSeq lists its product as uncharacterized. The record is from RefSeq and is a predicted model, not a curated record. The transcript has 6 exons. Lineage: Eukaryota; Metazoa; Arthropoda; Insecta; Diptera; Tephritidae. Bases 87 to 899 code for a protein of 270 amino acids.